This is a messenger RNA of Gilbertella persicaria, 3270 nucleotides long. RefSeq names its product rRNA-processing arch domain-containing protein. Bases 97 to 3270 code for a protein of 1057 amino acids. Gene Ontology annotation, molecular function: RNA binding; ATP binding; RNA helicase activity. Gene Ontology annotation, biological process: maturation of 5.8S rRNA; RNA catabolic process. Gene Ontology annotation, cellular component: nucleus. The transcript is spliced from 3 exons. The record is from RefSeq and is a predicted model, not a curated record. NCBI's taxonomy places the organism in Eukaryota, Fungi, Mucoromycota, Mucoromycetes, Mucorales, Choanephoraceae.
GAGUGUGACUGUAUGUGACUUGCAUUGUGCAUAAACAAUUCAAAUUUUUUUUGGUCUUCUUGCUAUCUCUUUCUAUUUAAAGCAAUUAUACUUGUCAUGUUUGAGGAAGAUACAAACGAUUUAUUUGACGUAUUCAACGGCGAAACUACGCAAGACAAUUUCGACGAUAUUGCUGACGAGGAAAUUGAAGAUGCAGUUAGUGAAGAUGAAGAAACACCUACAACCACCGCCACUACCAACACAAAGCGUGCUGGCUCAGAAGAAGUAGUAACCAAAGAAGCCAAGAAACAAAGAGUAGACCCAGAAGAAUCAGCACCAUUAGUAGCCGAUAGUUUCGAACAAGAAACAUCCAGACAAGUAGCUAAUAUUGCUGGUCUUCAAGCACAAGCAGCCGCUGAAGAAGGUGAAAAACUUGUCUUGAGUCACGCUGUGCGUCACCAAGUGGCUGUUCCACCCAACUAUCCUUAUGUACCUAUUUCACAACACAAAGCACCUGCUGACCCAGCUCGUGAAUACCCAUUCACUUUGGAUCCUUUCCAACGUGUUGCUGUGUCUUCGAUUGAACGCAAUGAAUCUGUCUUGGUCGCUGCGCAUACUUCAGCUGGUAAGACAGUCGUUGCUGAAUAUGCUAUUGCACAAUGUCUCAAGAACAAACAACGUGUGAUCUACACGUCUCCCAUCAAGGCUUUAUCGAACCAAAAGUAUCGAGAAUUUACAGAAGAAUUUGGUGAUGUGGGUUUGAUGACAGGUGAUGUGACCAUCAACCCUCAAGCUUCAUGUCUUGUCAUGACAACUGAAAUUCUUCGAAGUAUGCUGUAUCGAGGUUCUGAAAUUAUUCGUGAAGUUGCCUGGGUUGUGUAUGAUGAAAUUCACUACAUGCGUGAUUCAGAGCGUGGUGUUGUAUGGGAAGAAUCGAUUAUUUUGUUACCUGAUGCAGUACGUUAUGUGUUCUUGUCAGCUACCAUUCCAAAUGCGAUGGAAUUUGCAGAAUGGAUCUGUAAGAUUCAUGAACAACCUUGUCAUAUUGUCUAUACUGAUUUCCGUCCAACACCUCUUCAACACUAUUUGUUCCCUGCUGGUGGUGAUGGUAUUCAUUUGGUUGUAGAUGAAAAGAGUCGAUUCAGAGAAGACAACUUUCAAAGAGCCAUCGCAGCCUUAAAUGAUGGCAAAGGAGAUGACCCAAGCAGUGGACAAAGUCGCGGUAAAAAGAGAGGACAGACCAACAAAGGUGGAAGAAAUGAUGGUCCUUCAGAUAUUUAUCGUAUUAUCAAGAUGGUCAUGAUGAAGAACUACCAUCCUGUCAUUGUAUUCUCAUUUUCAAAAAAAGAAUGUGAAGCCAAUGCACUUCAGAUGUCUAAGCUUGACUUUAAUGAUGAAAGUGAACGCGACAUGGUCUCUCAAGUAUUUACAAAUGCUAUUUCUUCGCUUAAUGAAGAUGAUCGUCAAUUAUCGCAAAUUCAACAAUUACUGCCAUUACUUCGUCGUGGUAUUGGUGUUCACCAUGGUGGUCUUUUGCCUAUCAUGAAAGAAACGAUUGAAGUCCUUUUCCAAGAAGGUUUGCUUAAGGUUUUGUUUGCUACAGAAACAUUCUCUAUUGGUCUUAACAUGCCUGCCAAGACAGUUGUGUUCACAAGUGUACGUAAAUUUGACGGUAAAGGAUUACGUUGGGUUUCUUCAGGUGAAUAUAUCCAAAUGUCAGGUCGUGCUGGUCGUCGUGGUCUUGAUGAGCGUGGUGUGGUUAUCAUGAUGAUUGAUGAAAAGAUGGAGCCUGCUGUAGCCAAAGGCAUGGUCAAGGGUGAAUCUGACCGUAUGAAUUCUGCUUUCCAUUUGAGUUAUAACAUGAUUCUGAACUUACUUCGCGUGGAAGGUGUUAGUCCUGAAUACAUGUUGGAAAAGUGUUUCUUUACUUUCCAGAAUGAUGCCAAUAUUCCUCAAUACGAAAAGGAAAUGAGUCUGUUGGAGCAAGAAAGAAAGGCGAUUGUGAUUGAUCGUGAAGAAGACAUUGCUUCCUAUUAUGAAAUUCGCAAGCAAAUCGAGACUUAUACACAAGACGUAAGAGAUGUCAUGAACCACCCUACCUAUGCUCUGCCUUUCUUGCAACCAGGCCGUUUGGCUCGUAUCAAGUACAACGAUCUAGACUUUGGUUGGGGUGUUGUGAUUACUUACAGCAAAGUGAAAUCCAAGUCUAAAAAAGAAGAAGAACCAGAAUACAUUUUGGAUGUCUUGUUGUAUUGCUCAAAUGAUAGUUCUGCCUCAAAAGAUGCUGCUGGUCAUACUGUGGGCAUUAAACCUGCACCCAAAGAUAACCAAGGUACUUUAAUGGCUAUUCCUGUCUCUUUAAAUGCCAUUGAAUGCAUGAGUCAUAUCCGUCUUAAUUUGCCCAAGAAUCUCCGCAACAAAGACUCAUUGACCGCUAUUUACAAAUCCAUCUUGGAAAUCAAGAAGCGUUUCCCUGACAAUAUUCCCUUGUUGGAUCCUGUCACGAAUAUGGGCAUUAAGGAUCCCUCGUUUAAAAAGCUGGUGGCCAAGAUUGUCGUGUUGGAAGAGACCCUAAAGAAUCAUCCUUUGUCUCAAUCAGAAGAAUUGCCUGCUUUGUAUGAUAGAUAUAUGGAAAAGAUCAACGUGAUCAACAAGAUCAAGGCACUGAAAAGAAAAGUAACAGAUGCUCAAUCAAUUGUACAAUUAGAAGAGCUCAAGAACAGAAAGAGAGUGAUGCGAAGACUUGGAUUCACUACUUCUGCUGAUGUGGUUGAAAUGAAGGGUCGUGUUGCUUGUGAAAUCAGCACAGGUGAUGAACUUUUGUUGACUGAAAUGAUUUUCCAAGGUGUCUUUAAUGAUCUCAGUGUGGAUCAAGCAGUGGCUCUUUUGAGUUGCUUCGUGUUUGAUGAAAAAGUAGAUGUUAAAGCCAAACUUCAAGAAGAAUUAUCAGCUCCUUUACGUCUUAUGCAAGAAACAGCACGCCGAAUCGCUAAAGUAUCAAAUGAAUGUAAAAUGAACUUGGAAGAACAAGCCUAUCUCGAAAAAUUCAAGCCUGAAUUAAUGGAUGUGGUGUUUGCUUGGUGUCAAGGUGCCAAAUUCCAUCAGAUCUGUAAAAUGACAGAUGUCUAUGAAGGUUCCCUUAUUCGUAUCUUUAGACGUCUUGAAGAACUAUUGAGACAAAUGUGUGCUGCUGCUAAAAGUAUUGGUAACUCUGAAUUAGAAAACAAGUUUUCUGAAGGUAUCAAUCGCAUUCACAGAGACAUUAUCUUUGCUGCUUCUCUUUAUUUGUAA